UACUUCAUUUUCUUUUGCAAAAUUUAUUUUCUUUUGCAUAUAUAUGCGGCAUUAAAUUGACUCCAUAGAUGCUCCGAAAUAAAUUAAUUAGCACUAUGAAAAGUAUCAUAAGCAUAACACAAGUUAAAGGGCCAGCACAAAGCAGCGGAGCAGACUGCGGAAGUGUGAUCACUCGCAGGCUGAUUUCUCAAACUGAAAGUAACUUCAACAAAAGAAAGAGUGUUUGAACACACAACACAAUGAGCCGUCAAAUAGAAGAUGUAAUGGCGCUCUGCUGUAAGAUAUCAGAGAGCAGGCAGAUUAAAGCGGCUCUGCAGAACUCAGCCAAAGGAGCUGCUGCUGCUGGUGGAGGGGCUUUUUUAGGGGGGCUACUCGGAGGUCCACCCGGUAUAUUUCUUGGUGGAGCUUUGGGAGGCGCCAUGGGAUGGUGGAUGACUAGUGACAAAUUCCAACCUCUUCAUCAGAUCAUAAUGGAGAUGCCUCCUCAACAGAAGAGGAAACUGUACUCUGAGGUCAUGGCAGUACUGGGCAAUCUGGAUUGGGUUGACCUGGCUCAACUCAUUUUUUUAGUGAUGGGUAAUUCCUCUCUACAAAUGCGAGUACUUACUACUUUAAUCUCUUUUGCCACAAAAGAGCUCGGAGCCAAAGUGGAGUAUGGACAAACAUAGCAUGUUAAUUUCACCUGCUUAGUCUAAGCCAAGUUUGAUUAUCGGAAGAGCUUUUUUUGUUUAGGUUUUUUGAUGUUUCUGAAAGAUGUGUUUUUACUUUUAAUUUUCUUUAUUAUAAACAUGCUUGUAAGUGCUGUGAUCAACUCCUUUUCCAACAUUUCUAUUUCAAUCCAGUUUACCAGAGCCACAGAGUUUCACUGUAAACCUCAACAUGUUUAAAAUAUUUAAAUGUUUAAAAUCCUCAAAAGAAAUCUGAAUAAUUAAGCAAUAAUCUUUUAUAAACCACGUAAAACCAAGACCACCUCAUGAGCCAUUUGAGUACAGUUAAAGGGAUAGUACACUGCAAAAUGAAAGUUCAGUCAUCAUUACUCACACCACAUGUGGUGUGUGACUUUCCAUUAUAUGGACCAAUGGAUUCUGCAAAAAAAACUUUUAUAUUCUACAAAAGAAAGAAUGUCAAACAUGUUUGGAACGACAUGAGGGUGAGUAAAUGAUGACACAAUUUUCAUGUUUUGGUGAAUAGUGUUGUUUGUUCAUAUCAAUUAAAAUUUUAUUUUCUAAAACAUAGGAUAGGAUAGCCUAGCAUAGAAUAGGAUAUAGUUUGGAGGUUAUGCAUGAAUCAGAAUCACCAUUUAAUUUACAUUGUUCUUUAAGACUAGAAUACACUACACAAGUUUUAAAAUCUGAACAGAUUUUAAAACAUUAGGCAUCAUACACUUACCGACUUUCUUAAUAGCCGCCAAGGAAAACAUGCCAUCACACACUACAAGACAUCAAGUUGUUCCGAUCACAACAAACACUGUUGAUAGGAGACGCGUGACAAAUUAAAACAAUAUGCAUUCUAAAAUUGGCUCAAAAUAUCAAAUAUGUUUGAUAUCCUCUAACUGGAUGGAAUCAGAGUCUAAAGACAAAAAAUCUGAGUUUGUAAAUCUGUGUAAUCUGUCAGCUCAAAUCUGCAGACAGGCUCUGACUUUUGGCAACUUGCAUCAUCUUGUUCAAACUGUUGGGGGAAAAUCGGGGCAAAAGUUGUGUAGUGUAUUCCAGCCUUUAUGCAAUAAUCCAUUCAUAUGAUAAUAUUUGCAUUGGUAGAGAAUUAAGCUGAGGGUCUACCUAUGGGGGAUCUACCAAAAAUAUCACUAUAACAGUGACUUAAAUGACUUUCUUUUAACUCAGUAAUAACUAUUUAGCUAUUUUCUCAUAAAUGCUGAAAGCUACAGUGUUAUUUGGGGGCUACAAACUGUGAAAGAUAAGAUGUAACUCUAAUUGUAACAUGAUUAACACAGUGUUACUUCAUAUCUGAAAAUAACCCAUUAAAGCAUGUACCACAUGUUAUUUUAUGUAUGUUUACCUGGCACCUUAUAUGCACCACUUUUUAAAACUGGUAAGGUUUUUAAUCCCCCCCCCCCCCUUCAAAAACAUCUGUUAAGCUCAUCAGUGCUGCAUUUAUUUGAUCAAAAAUAUUAUCAGUAAUAUUGUGAACUAUUAUUACAAUCUAAAAUACCUUUUAAUAUAUUUUAAUUUAUUUAUUUAUUUAGGUGUAAUUUAUUUAAGCAGCCAUUACUCCAGUCUUCAGUGUCUCGUGAUCCUUCAAAAAUCAUUUUAAUAUGGUGCUCAAGAAACAUUUAUUUUUAUCAGUGUUGAAAACAGUUGCACUGCUUUUUUUUUUUUUCAGGAUUCUUUGAUGAAUAGAAAACUCAAAAGAACAGCAUUUAUUUGAAACAGAAAUCUAUACCAUUAUAUUAAUGUCUUUACUGUCACUUUUGAUCAAUGUAAAGCAACAUUGCUGAAUAAAAGUAUCAAUGUUUUUU
Molecule: messenger RNA, 2476 nt
Organism: Onychostoma macrolepis
Lineage: Eukaryota; Metazoa; Chordata; Actinopteri; Cypriniformes; Cyprinidae
Product: protein C19orf12 homolog
Exons: 3
Coding region: 240-668 (142 amino acids)
Source: RefSeq, a predicted model, not a curated record